Pararge aegeria (speckled wood butterfly) is the source of this 892-nucleotide messenger RNA. RefSeq names its product 28S ribosomal protein S2, mitochondrial (gene mRpS2). The coding region runs from base 141 to 887 and encodes 248 amino acids. Gene Ontology annotation, biological process: translation. The transcript has 3 exons. Gene Ontology annotation, cellular component: mitochondrial small ribosomal subunit; ribosome. Lineage: Eukaryota; Metazoa; Arthropoda; Insecta; Lepidoptera; Nymphalidae. The record is from RefSeq and is a predicted model, not a curated record. Gene Ontology annotation, molecular function: structural constituent of ribosome.
UUACAAACCUAAGAACAAGAAAUAUUUUUAGGUUAAAGUUUGUUUUGAGUUAUCAAAAAGAGGAAUUGAAUUUUUUACAUUUACUUUUGAAAACACAGUUUAGCUUCUAUUUGAUUUGCUGCAAUAAUAAUAAAACAACAAUGAUUACGCGAUGUAUAGCGCGACCUGCUAAACAUGCGAUGUUAUUCUGCCGAAGUAAUUCAACAGCUUCGCUGCCAGAGUUAGAGGCUAUACAAGAAAGUUCCAAAGCUCUUAGCACAAAUCCAUUGGAUAAUCCAGAUUACUUCCAAGUGCACAAUCUUUUCACUGUCAAAGAUCUCUUUGAAGCCCGAGUGCAUUUUGGACACAAGGAAGGUUCCCUUAAUGAAUACAUGACACCUUACAUAUAUGGCUCUAGGCAAGGUCAUUUAAUUUUCGAUUUAGACAUAACCGCUGAACAUUUGAGAAAAGCCCUCAACAUUACAGCUCAUAUUGCCUACCGUGGGGGAAUUAUUUGCUUUUUCAAUAGAAAUGCUCUAAAUGCACAUUUAGUGGAAAGAACAGCACAAGAAUGCGGUGAAUAUGCUCAUACUAGAUUUUGGAGAGGAGGGAUCUUCACAAAUGCAAACUAUCAGUUUGGAGCCAUCACAAGGUUGCCUGAUCUUAAUAUAUUUUUAAACACUCAGAACAAUAUUCUAAGUCAACACACAGCUAUAAGGGAUAGUGCAAAAAUGUUGAUACCAACCAUAGGUAUUGUUGAUUCUAAUUGUAUGCCAAAUUUAAUUACAUAUCCAGUACCCGGCAAUGAUGACACUCCAGUAGCAAUAGAAUUAUAUUGUAAGCUGUUUAAAGCGGCUAUUACAAGGGGAAAAGAGGCAAGGAUGAAGUUCCUGCAGGAGAAUAAUUAAAAUAA